CCGACCGGCUGUGCGAACUACUAGGUACUGCAACCCGACUAGUAUUAAUAACACUACUCGGUAUAAGUACCUUGAUCAAUGAUUUGUGAUAGACUAUCUUGAAAAAGAAACUUGUGAUUUUAAAGUAUUGUUAACAACGAAAAGCAUGGUAGGUAGAAACAUAAGUAUGAACAUUUGUCGCAACGUCCGGCAGUAGACUCAGCCGAUAGCAUCGGGCGGUCGCGUCGUCCACACUGAACUUUUAAUUUUGGAAUAUACACACACAUGUGCAUACACUUGAAAUAUCAACCGAAGUGUUUACAUAGAGUUGUUUUAGCGUUCUUCUGUGUGUUUUUACGUCCGUUUAAUACAUAGUGUAUCAGUAAGUUUUUUUAUGAACUGGACGACACAUAACGAUGACGAUGAAUAUGGAAACAAAGGAAGAAUUAAACAAAAAGUCAACGAACACCGAUCAAGAUGUUUUGGAGACAAUUCUCACAUACAUCGGUGAGAUUGGGCGCUACCAGAAAUUCCUAUUCUGCGCCAUGCUGCCCUUCGGACUGUUUUUCGCUUACGUGUACUUCGUGCAGAUGUUCGUCGCCGCCACUCCGCAGCGCUACUGGUGCCAUGUACCAGAGCUCGCGCACUUAGAUUUAGACCUGAGACGGAAUCUUUCGGCACCUGGAGCCAUCGAUGGCGGGAAUUGGGAGCGCUGUGCGACGUUCCAAACCAACUGGAGCCUGGUGCUGGAGACCAUGGCGCCGCCCGGCAACGACACGCCCACUGCGCCGUGCGAGCAUGGCUACGAUUUCGAGCUUACUGACAUUCCUUAUCACACGGUAGUAAGCGAGCGAGGUUGGGUGUGCGAUAAAUCAAGCUAUGCUCCAAUGGCACAGUCGAUAUUUUUUGCGGGUUCAUUAGUGGGGGGGCUGCUGUUUGGGUGGUUAGCAGACCGAUUUGGAAGAAUACCCGCUUUAGUUGGAUCCACUAUGAUCGGGUUUGUAGGCGGAGUCGCAACUAUAUACACCACUGGAAUAAUAGACUUCACCAUCGCGAGGUUUCUGGUCGGCAUGGCAUACGACAGUUGUUUUAUGAUGAUAUAUAUUUUAGUUCUUGAAUACAUUGGCCCUCGGUACCGCACGCUGGCGGCGAACCUGUCGAUCGCACUGUUCUUCGGCGCGGGCUGCAUGUCGCUGCCGUGGCUGGCUCUCUGGCUGGCCGACUGGCGCUCGCUGCUGUGGGCCACCUCCGCUCCCAUGCUCAUCGUCCUCGCCAUUCCUUUCACGGUUCCAGAAAGUGUCCGAUGGCUCGUCUCUAGAGGACGCACCAAUCAAGCAGUUCGGGUGUUCAAAACCUUUGAAAAAAUUAACCGCACCCAGAUUCCGCAGGAAGUGGUGGACGAUUUUGUUAUAGCAUCCCGUCAAACCCAAAAUCAGAAGCAUUCAGUGAGUGCCUUGUUUAGAAGCGCGCCGCUGCGGACGAUGCUCGCGUACAUGGUGGCGGUGUACAUGUGCUGCGCGCUCGUGUUCGACGGGCUGGUGCGGCUCUCCGAGUCGCUGGGGCUCGACUUCUUCCUCACCUUCACGCUCGCAUCCGCCACCGAAAUCCCCUCCGUCACGUUGCUGGCUCUUGUCAUGGACAGAUGGGGUCGGCGAAAGCUUACAGUGGUGCCCAUGGGAUUAUCGGGCAUAUUGAUAGGCAUUGCAGCAUUUUUACCUAAAGGAGUCCCGCAGACGACGGCCGCGGUGAUGGCGCGGUUCUUCAUCAACAUGUCGUACACGGCCGCCAUCCAGUGGGCCACCGAGACGCUGCCCACGGGCGUGCGCGCCUCCGGCUCCUCGCUAGUGCACGUCAGCGGCUACGUGGCCACCGUCUUGUCGCCUUUCAUCGUCUACUCGGAACGUUACUGGAGCUCGCUGCCACUGCUGAUCAUGAGCGGGCUGACCGUGCUGGCCGUGGGAUGCGGGCUGAUGCUGCCCGAGACCAUGGGCCGCCCCAUGCCGCAGACCAUCGCCGACGGCGAGGCGCUCGUCAGGAACUACACCUUGUGCGGAAAAAUAGAAGAAAUCGAAGAAGACGAAUUAAAGGAGAUGAACAAAACGAAGGAGCCCAUUAUGUAGCGACUUUGUGUAUAUACAUAUGUAUAUAGGUAUCUACAAAAUAAGUAAAAGGAUGGGUACAGGUAUACUCCGCGGAAGUGUUACGCUAUUAAUAUCGUGUAGUGCGGAGUGAAAUGUUUGUCGCGGAAGUGUAAAGCUAUGAGCUAUGGGCAUUAUGACAAAAGUACGUGUAAGUACCUACAGAAACCUACUCAUUCAGAAAUAAAUAUGUACCUAAAUAAUACUGUGUUAUCGACUUAUCGGGCAUAAGAAUAGUUAUGCUUUGUGCUGGAUUCGUAUUAUGUAGGUAAUCUAUUUACUAUUUAAUAUGUGCGCAAUAAAUGUUUUGACUUCGUCCGAUGUUAAAAAAAAUAAUACAAGGUACGAUACAAUAUCAACAUCAGCAGGCGCUACCUAUAGGUACUACGCCUAAGCCGCCUUAAGUAGGUGUCGCUUUAAUAGAUUAAGUACCUAGGUAGUGUUACUAGUGUUCAUUCUUAUUUAGAGGUACCCUACUUUAAAAAUACCAAUCAUCUAAGAACAAAGUUAUAUUUACUUUCCAUUAAAAUAUUUUCAUUUGUAUUAUUUCAAGUGUCUACCUACUUUAAGUGUGUUACAGUAGGUACUAAUAUAUUGACGCUGAAGGCCUUGGUCAUUUUUUACGUCGUACGGUCAGCCAAUAAAGUGGUCUACCACUUUUAGACUCUAUCAAUCAGAUGAUAGAGUCGAAAAGUGGUAAAGCACUUUCUUGGCUGACUGUACAUACCUACAUGACAUUUAUUUCGGUUUGUAAUACCAAUCAUGUCAUGACAUAGUGGCAACAGCGACUAAAAUAUUCGAUUUACAGAGUCCAGAGUUCGAGUACAGUCGCUAUCACGCAGAUAUAUUGGAGCUUUGUUGUCAAGGCGUUAGGUUAGAGUGCGUGUUCGGAUAUUUUUGAGCACCUUGGCCGCUCCGAUAUAUAUGAUGGCGACUGUACACAUAAGUACAUAUGUAUUGUCUUGGAGAAUUCUAUCUCUGGCUAAAAGUGAUCGUCAACCAACUUUCUGGCUUCAAGACCAAGCCAUUAUGAUAGGCUAGAUACUAUAGUACAGGCUACAUGAGUAGGUAUGUAAUGUAUAAGGUACAUAGGUACUUAUUUGCCUAUAGUAAUUUUAUGUAAUUUAUGAAUUACUUUAUGUAAGUAGGUAAACAGACAAUGGGUUAUUUACUUAUUAUUUAACUAACUAAGGAUGUCACAAUCGGUUCCUACAGCUUAUGUAUUCGAGAUAGACAAUAAAAUAAACUAUGUAUUUAUUUUUUAUUUGGAACGCGUUGCUCAAAUUUGCACAAUACGUAUAUUAUAAAUUAUAAUGUUAUGAUUCGACAGGUACCUGUAUUCCUCAUUUGUAAUUGCAAGGGUGUUCUUUAUGUAGGUACUACGUUAGAAAUAAGUACCUAAUAUAAUUAAAACUCAAGGACUGCAUAAAUAAUGAAUUGUUACAAUCGAGUUCAUAAAUAUUAACCCUUCUUUGCAUGAUUUUUUAUUUUUGCCCGUAAUUAAUAUAUGUGUCACGUAAAUUGUUUACUGAUUCUGGGAAAAAUAGUAAAAAAAAAUACAUGAUCGAUUUUCACUUCGAAAUCAGUGUCAGAAGUUGCAUAGGCUAAAUCAUAUUUUUGUAAAUAUAUAACUAUUAGUAAGGGGUAUCAGAAAAUUUUUACUGCCAUCAGAAAGGUACACUACAUAUAGGUAUUUGUGAUAUUCCUAUAAUAUAGUUUGUAAAUAUAAAAUAAUUACAAACCCUGAAAAAUCUGCCCAAAAUCACAUACCUACU
Molecule: messenger RNA, 3892 nt
Organism: Cydia fagiglandana
Lineage: Eukaryota; Metazoa; Arthropoda; Insecta; Lepidoptera; Tortricidae
Product: beta-alanine transporter-like
Exons: 13
Coding region: 396-2099 (567 amino acids)
Biological process (GO): transmembrane transport
Cellular component (GO): membrane
Molecular function (GO): transmembrane transporter activity
Source: RefSeq, a predicted model, not a curated record